UUAUUUUAAAAAUGUUUAUUUUGAAUAUUUCAUUAUCGCUUACAUAUUUUUAGACAUUUGAUUAAAUUUUAUAAAUCGCUUUAUAAUCAUUUAGUUUUAUUUUGAAAUAAAUUAUCAGGCCUCCAAUGUAUUUUUGUUUAUAAAAUUUAAAUUACUCUCAAUUAUCUUAUCACGUGACUGAAAUGACUUUCAAAAAUUCAUCGAACUCAAAAAUGACAGCACUUUAAUUAACAUUAAUCAAAAUUAUAAGUAACCAUAAGAAAUAAGAGUCAAUGUCAUCAGUCAUCAAUCUCAAGAAGAGUUAUAAAGGAUUUAAAUAUUUGAAAAAAAUGUGAUAAGUGAUAAGAUAUUUAUUUUAUAAACCAGGGGGUCGUCUGAGAUCCGAGACCGUCAAUAAUCUUAUUGCUGCAACUCCCCUCCAAUGACUUUCGAUUAGUUUAUAUAAACAAGUUUAAAUUAAUAUCAGCAGUUUCCUCAGCUCAAGUCCACUGUAAAGUUCAAGUGACCAUUGCUUAUAUUUCUUUGUUUUAAUAUUUAUAUUUAUUUAGUAUUACUAUAAGUUUUAUUUUUAUAAUCUCACGUUUGUGAUUUUAAAUAUUUUAUUGUUAAGAAAAAUUAUUUACUAAGAAAAGUAGAUAAUUUUUUUAUUGGAGUUUUUAAUUAAUUGUAUUAGUUAAUGAUCUUUAUAGUUAAUAAUAAAGAUAUCUGUAUGAGAUUUGAUACAUUUGAUGAGACAGAAGUUCUACUGAACACUUUGCCAGAGGCUGUGACGUUUGAGGAUAUUAAAAAUUUCUCUAAACGGCAGCUCUACGAAUUUAUUUUUGAUAAUUGUACUUACUGCCGCAAAAUGGCAGCAGUGCCGCAGGGAGCUUUUGCGGUCUGCAAAGUCCACGAAAUGAUGGAACGUAAAAUGUUGAUACAAAAAGCUGAUAAUAUUGAUGAUGAUAACGAAAACUGGAGCGGAUUUUUAAAAAAAAAUUUAUCUGAAAAACGUGAAUUAACGCCACUUAAGUACAACAGCAAGCUGAUGAACAGUAUCUGGGGGCUGUACAAUCGUUACUCUGUUCACAAUCUCAAGAAAAACACUGACCCAGAAGGGGUAAUUGCUAAAACUUUGGGGAACGUACUGUUUACCAGUACUUCCUCAUGUGCUGCAGCUCAAGCAGCUGAAGCGUCUCCACAACCUCAUGUUUUUUGA
This is a messenger RNA of Microplitis demolitor, 1198 nucleotides long. RefSeq lists its product as uncharacterized. The record is from RefSeq and is a predicted model, not a curated record. Lineage: Eukaryota; Metazoa; Arthropoda; Insecta; Hymenoptera; Braconidae. The transcript is spliced from 3 exons. The coding region runs from base 677 to 1198 and encodes 173 amino acids.